This is a messenger RNA of Glycine soja, 752 nucleotides long. RefSeq lists its product as uncharacterized. The record is from RefSeq and is a predicted model, not a curated record. The coding region runs from base 74 to 496 and encodes 140 amino acids. The transcript is spliced from 4 exons. NCBI's taxonomy places the organism in Eukaryota, Viridiplantae, Streptophyta, Magnoliopsida, Fabales, Fabaceae.
GAAUUGAAGUUGAAAGGCAAAGCAAAGCAAAAUAAUAUUGAAACGCAAGGUUAGAAGGAUCAGAGAGAGAAAAAUGUCUAUGAGAGGAAUCGGAGGACCCCUUUUGUGCAUCGGAGAUCUCCUGAACGACGUCGGAGAAGAAGAACAACAACACGGACAAGGACACUCUCUCCUUCGCGAAACCUUUCCUUCUUCUUCCAAUUUCAACUACAACGAUCCACCCCCUGACCUCACCAAACUCUUCCAGGAACACUACGACCACUUGAAUUCCGCACUCUCUGGCACCGACCACUCCUGGACCUCUCUCACCUUGAAGUUAUGCACUGCACUAGAAACUUCAAAUCAGCUGGUUCAAUCUACCAACACAAAUGUUGCAUCCUUGUCAAAGAAGGUUGAGGACCUUCAGAAAAUUGUUAAGAGAGGGGAUUCUGCGAUAGCAGCAGCGAAGGCACUUUAUUAUGUUACCCCAGACAAUCACAGUAGUGCCUCAAAGUGAAAGAAGUUGGUCAACAUGGAGCUUACUAUCCACUCAAAGUCAGUUUCAUGCGAAAUAAGUUUCCCCCCUAUUGCAUGCUUUGUACUUAAAGAAAACCAAGGUAAUGCUGAAAACAAAGAGGAGACAAGUAUAUACUGUUGUUUCUUAAAUUUAAUAUUGUGUCUUGUUGCGGUAUAAUAUGUUGCUCAACCCACAGAAUUUGUCACGUUAACAUUUACUCAUGAACCAAGAAGCAGAAACUAGGAGGAUUCAGGAA